AUGUCAGACACUGUAUAUCAAAAUCAGUCAUUGAAAAGUCAAACUAAUGUACAGUCGAACAAUUAGAUCAAGAAGGAUAAACCUGUUAUUACACAGAUAAUUCGGCAACCUUCAAUCCCUUAAAUCAGAAUAUCAAAAAAUAAUCGAUCUUCAAAUUAUUAACCAACUCCAACCAAAUUAAACAGUGAAAAGCAAAUUACUUUAUAAUAAUUAUCCAGAGAUUACACAUCUAUAGAAUCUACUAUGUUAUUUAAUAGUUAAAUUUGCCUGAAUUAAUUUGCUGUGUAAAAUCAGGUUACUAAACCGACUAUUACGAUUAGUGGGUCAAUUGCACCAUAAGAAAACCUCUCCAAAAAGUAAUAAUUGAAGAAAGUUAAUGAAACAAUUACUUAACCAAGAGAGAUUAAAUUAAAAGUAUAAACAAAAGAAGACUUGUAAAUUUCCACAAAGAGUAUAUUAAAAGAUGAUGAAAAUGACAAUGUAAAUUCUCUAAAUUUCAGAACCAAAAGCCUAAUGUUUGGAGACUUGGCUGUUUUAAAUUUCUACAGAAAAAAAGUAGAUUGCAACAGAAUAAAUCAUACUAUGCAAAUUAUUUAAAAAUUAAAUAAAUUUAAAAAGGAUGACUAGAGCUAAACUCCUUCUAAUUUCCCAAUACUUGAGAUAAAUCCGAUUAAAGCUUAACUAUAAUAGCAAUUUAAUCCUGCUGUGCCUUCAAAUUAGGUGAAGUUAAUAUAAAUCAAAUAAGAUGACUCUGAUGAAUAAAAUGUAAAUAAACUUAAUUUUUCUAUGAAUUAACUAACUUUAUAAAAUGAAAUUCAGAAUAAAAAAGAUAAGGCAAUAAGUUCAAAAGAAACUCAUUUUAGAGCACCUUUAAAAUAGGAAUCUAAAAGACACAUCCAAUAAAGUUUAUCUUUUAACACCAAUAUUAUUUUUGACGUAAAGGAAAGUUUCAUCCAAAGUUUCCCCUGUAGAUCUAUCUCAUUUUCAUAAAUAUAAGUUGAUACUAGUUCAAAGGAAUCAAACUCCAUAAAAAUGAAUUAAAAAACCAUUGAAGAUAAUCAAGCUCUAGUCAUUUAGUCAGUCAAUUUGAAUGACAAAUUCCAAUUUGCGUUUCUUGUUCGAGAUAAAAUUGAAAUUAACAAUAAUUAGAUUUGGUUAUCACAAACUUUAAUAAAGGAUCAUAAUAUUCCUAUUUAAGCUUCAGAAUAAAAAGAUAAUCCAAUCCAAAAACUACAUAAAUUUAUAUUAAUUCGUGAUUAUGAUAGGAAUGUAUCAUCCUCUAAAUUGCCUCAAAUUUCUUAGACUCAAUUGAUUGUCAAUACCGAAUAAGAUUCAUUCGCAUAAUAAAGUCCUUUAGUAACUAAAAAUCAAUUUACUUUUGAGCAUCUACGAAAAGAUUAAAGCAACGAAUCAAGCAAAAUAGUGUAGGAAAUGAUGCCAUACAAUUUUGAUAAUGAAGUUGAAAUUACCUUUAAUGAUUAAAUAUAAACAAAAGACAAACCUUAGUACCCCACUUUGCUUGAAAUGAAUAGGAUGAAAAUAGAAAAGAUAAAAUAAAUUAUAAUUGGAACCAAAUCUCCAAAAGAUCUAUUAAAACCAAAUUUAGAAGUUAAGGAAGAGAUAGGCUAAAAAUUUAGCUCAUCUAAACUGAAUACGGUUUCAGAUGCUUCUCCAAAAUUUAAGAAUUUAAGUGUACAUGGAAGUAAAGUAUUUGAUGAUGCAAUUAAAACAGUAUUGUAAAAGGAAAAGUUAAGGAGUUCGAGCAUUGAUAAAGCAACCAUGCAUAUGUAGAUGAGUAAAAACCAAUCAUCAGUUUUAAAUAGAUUUAAGAAAAUAAAAUAUCUAGGAAGAGGUAAGAUGAGUGACGUUUAUUCUGUAAUAGAUAAAAAGACUGGGAUGGCUUUAGCACUAAAAAUAAUUUAGAAAUCCUUAAUAAAGAGUAAAGGAUUAGCUAAUCUAGUUAGCAAUGAGAUCAAGAUCUAAAUGUAUUUGGUUCACUCUAACAUUUUAAAGUGCUUCGGUGUUAUUGAUGAUAUCAAAUAAAUAGCUUUAAUACUUGAAUUAAGUGACUAGACAUUGCAUAGCUUAAUAAGAAAUUAAAAGUUGUCUAGAAGACAAAUGAUCAAUAUCCUAUUUUAGAUUUUAAGUGCAAUUAAUCAUUUACAUAAUUUGGGGAUUAUUCAUCGGGACAUAAAACCUGAGAAUAUCUUGUUAUGCCAAGAUGUGAUUAAGUUGGCUGAUUUAGGGAUUUCAAUAAGGGCAAAUAACAGUUCUUAAUAUUGUGGUACAAUAGGUUAUAUGGCUCCAGAGAUCAAAGAAUAUCAAAAUUAUACAGCUAAGGUUGAUUGUUAUAGUGUGGGAGUGUUGAUUUUCGAAAUGAUGUAUUAGAAGCUUCCAAGUCAAACUCUAUCUCAAAUUAAGAAUCCUGAGAAGGAUCCAUUGAUAGAUUUAAUGAAUAAUCUCAUAGAAAUGGAUCAAUAUAUUAGAUUCUCUUGUUAGCAAGCUUUGAACCAUGAAGUUUUUAAAGAUUUCAAGUAAAAUCAAUUCGGAAAACCGUAACUCUAAAAAGAAAUGGUACGACUACUAUGA
Molecule: messenger RNA, 2589 nt
Organism: Paramecium tetraurelia
Lineage: Eukaryota; Ciliophora; Oligohymenophorea; Peniculida; Parameciidae
Exons: 2
Biological process (GO): regulation of cytokinesis; mitotic cell cycle; protein phosphorylation
Cellular component (GO): nucleus; cytoplasm; centrosome
Molecular function (GO): ATP binding; protein kinase activity
Source: RefSeq, a predicted model, not a curated record